Acanthosepion pharaonis is the source of this 519-nucleotide messenger RNA. Lineage: Eukaryota; Metazoa; Mollusca; Cephalopoda; Sepiida; Sepiidae. The record is from the annotation of a GenBank genome assembly.
AUGCGGAUUUCUUUCAUUUGUUUUUUCUCUGCCCAUGCUGCUAUUUUACGCAAGUCACGAGGCUGCCUUAACAUUGAAACAGCAACACUCUCUAGAAAUUUGUUUCUAUUCGUCUUUCUUUUAUUUUUUUUAAUUAAUUUUCAUUUUUUCUUUCUUUUUUUUUUUUAUUUGUUUUCUGCCUUCUUCAUCUUUUCAUUCUCUUUCUCUUUUUUUAAUUCCUUUUCAUGGCUUUUCUUUUCUUUAUUCCUCUCAUCUUUCCCCUACUUUUAUCUAUUUUCUCCUUUUUUCAUAUAUUCUUCCUUCACUCUCUAUUUUCCCUCUACUUCUUCUACUCCUCAUCGUUCUCCUCUUCUUUCUUCAACUACACAGUCCCUUUCCUAUUCCUCCUACCUAUCAUCAUUCUUCCAUUCUUUCUUUUCUUACUUAUUUUUCUUCUCCGAAACUCAGCUAAAUUCCCUGUUUGAAAAAUGUUCAUUAUCUUUGUUUACAAUAAACCAGCCGAAUUUUCUGGCCUGCUGA